AUGCACACAACCAUAUUCCUGAGGUGGAUUGCCGUCGUCAAAGGUGGCGAAGAAGGCCGUUCACAGCCCACCGAGCUGUCCAGGCCCACCUCCACCGCCACCUCGAGCGCACGCGCGGCGACGGCGACGAGACGAAGCCUCGCGCCACCGCACCGCCGCGGCCUCGUCGUCUUACUCCGCUCCGGCUUCCUCUCCUCUCUUCUCCAGAUGGAGCGCUGCGCCAGCCGGACCUCCGCCCGGCCGCCGCAGCCCCAGCCCGCUCCCGCCCCAGCCCCAGCCCCAACCCCAGGCCGUGGAAUAUGCAUGAUGAGCACCGCGUGGAGAGACAAGCAGGAACACCACCUUAUCAACUUCAUUGGCGCGUUCCUGGCCGCCAACUUGUAUCGCCUAAACUUCCUGUCGAUAUCUCCUGACUUCAUCUUCAACAAUGGGGGGCUAUCAGUUGCUUUCAUCUUUGAGACGAGCUGGGAUUGUGGGAAUGCAGCUGCUGUUUUUAGCAGGGUGAAUGCACUGAAGAGGCAGUUCAAAAAUCUCUAUGUCGUUGUUGCCGUUCCUACGGUGGAGCAAAUCGAAUCGUUUAAUCAGUCUUAUUUCAAGUAUGGCAUGGAGCUUGGUUCCCCUACAUUUGUGCCUGUUAACGAUCCAGAGAUGGGAUUUGAGAUGAUGCUCAAGAUUGCUCAUGCCCGUGGAGUAUGCAAGCAGCAGGACAUUAGCUCAACAAUGAGGAAUGAGCGGGAGCAAGCAGUUCAGUGCAUGGAUGCCUAUGUACGAGUGCUCACCUCUAUUCCUGGUAUUGAUGAUCACGAUGCCAAUAUGCUUGCCCAAGCUAUUGGCUCCAUUGAAGCAAUUGCAAAAGCAUCCGAGAGUUCUAUCCUGGAAAACACUGACCUCUCCAGGGAUAAGGCAGAGACAAUUGUCAGGUUCUUCAGGGAUCCGCAGUUCUACUUAAGCCCUAAAAUCAACUAAUUUUUGCAGGCAAAUUAAGGUCGAUUAGCUACUGAAUCUGCACUGGGACGAACUCCACCGACUGCCGAAGCCAUUGGUCCUCGUCGGCUACUGAUUGCCCUGGUAGCGUUUAACGAUGCUAUGUUGCUGUAGAUUGCCCACAGAAUAUGUGUUGUGAUGAUGUAGUGCAGUAACGAUGCCAUACUGCAUUUGCUUCGGAUUUUUUACUGCAAAAAAUCAGCUGGUUGGCUUA
This is a messenger RNA of Triticum urartu, 1198 nucleotides long. RefSeq names its product DNA ligase-like protein. Lineage: Eukaryota; Viridiplantae; Streptophyta; Magnoliopsida; Poales; Poaceae. Gene Ontology annotation, biological process: resolution of meiotic recombination intermediates. The record is from RefSeq and is a predicted model, not a curated record.